GUGGCAUCGGCGGAAACGGCCGUGGAUCGCCGAGCUCGCUUGCUCGCUCACUCUCCCGCCCGCUCCGACGCGACGGCCGCGGCAGUUGCAUGUCGGAUUUUGUGCCGCGCGUGUUUCGCCCCGCGGCUGCUGCUGGUUCCGCUCGCCGAGACGGUGAGUAAAGCUCAAGAUGGAGAACCAGCAAGUGUGGGUACGAGAUCCCCAAGAGGGUUUCAUCAUCGCCAAAUUCACGGACAUGGUGGAUGGGGACGCUCUGAUCAUUCCGCUCGAUCCGAGAUACCCACAGCGCACCUGUCCGUUAGACGAGGUGUAUCCUGCCGGCGAAUACACCAAAGAUGUCGAGGAUAACUGUGCUCUGAUGUACCUGAACGAGGCCACGCUGCUGAACAAUAUACGCUCUCGUUACUUCAAGGACAGGAUAUACACUUACGUCGCCAACAUCCUGAUAGCUGUGAAUCCGUAUUGCGAGGUGAAGGAUCUUUACUCGCCGCAGACUAUCAAGGCUUAUCAGGGAAAGUCCCUGGGCGAAACGCCGCCGCACGUCUUUGCCAUCGGCGACAAAGCGUUCAGAGACAUGAAAGUGCUGAAACAAUCCCAGAGCAUUAUCGUAUCCGGUGAAUCGGGAGCGGGAAAGACCGAGUCGACCAAGUAUUUGCUACGGUAUCUCUGUGAUCUCUGGGGUUCCACGGCCGGACCAAUUGAGCAAAAGAUCCUCGACGCGAAUCCGGUGCUGGAGGCGUUCGGCAAUGCCAAGACGAAACGCAACAACAACAGCUCGCGCUUCGGCAAAUUCAUGGAAGUGCACUUUGACUCCAAGUGCCAGGUGGUCGGUGGCUACAUCUCCCAUUACCUCUUGGAGAAGUCCCGGGUCUGCUUGCAGAGCCCGGACGAGAGGAACUACCAUGUGUUUUACAUGAUGUGCGCCGGCGCGCCGGCCGAUCUACGCGCGAAAUUGGGAAUCACUAAGCCGGACGACUUCCAUUACCUGAGAAAUGGCUGCACCCAGUACUUUUGCAACGCGAGCUCGGAGAAGCGGCUGAAUGAGGCGCAGAAGAGCCGCGAGCAGAGCCAGAAGGGCAGCCUGCACGAUCCCAUCUUGGACGAUGUCGAAGGAUUCAACGCUAUCGAUCAGGCAUUCACUCGACUCGGUCUGACGGAUGCUGAACGCAUGGAGAUCUACACGAUGGUGGCGGCGGUGCUGCAUCUCGGCAAUAUCACGUUCGAGGAUAAUCCUGAGGACACCAAAGGCGGCUCCAGGAUAACCGGCAGCUCGGAAAAGGCGGUCAUGGCGUCCGCGAAAUUGCUGGGAGUGGACCCGGAGGAGUUGCGACAGGCCCUGGUCUCGAAGGUCAUGCAGACCAGUCGGGGUGGCAUUAAAGGGACGGUCAUUAUGGUGCCGUUGAAGGUUUACGAGGCCAAUAACGCCAGGGACGCGCUAGCCAAGGCCAUUUACAGCAAAUUAUUCGACCACAUCGUCGCGCGAAUUAACAAGAGUAUACCCUUCAAAGCUUCGAGCUACUAUAUCGGCGUGUUGGACAUCGCAGGAUUCGAAUAUUUCAAGGUCAACAGCUUCGAGCAGUUUUGCAUAAACUAUUGCAACGAGAAGCUGCAGCAAUUCUUUAACGAGCGAAUAUUGAAGUACGAGCAGGACCUUUAUGCCCGAGAGUCGUUAAACGUGCCGAAAAUCUCCUACGUCGACAAUCAAGACUGCAUAGAUUUAAUUGAAUCGAGGAACACGGGUAUCUUCAGCUUGCUGGACGAGGAAUCGAAACUGCCGACUCACAGUUUCGCGCAUUUCACCAGCGAGGUUCACCGAGCCUGGAGCGGUCAUUUCCGCAUCACUUUACCGCGAACGUCACGACUGAAGGCUCAUCGAGAAUUACGAGACGACGAGGGCUUCGUGAUUCGCCAUUACGCCGGCGGUGUCUGCUAUCAAACGAAUCAAUUCAUCGAGAAGAACAACGAUGCACUGCAUGCUUCUUUGGAAGCACUUAUUCAGGAAAGUGGCAAUAAAUUCCUCAGGACACAAUUCGCCAAUUAUUCCUCUCAGAAGGGGAAACUAACCUUCAUCAGCGUCGGCAGUAAAUUCAAGACUCAGUUGGGUGAAUUAAUGGACAAGUUGAAGAGUAAUGGAACAAAUUUCAUAAGGUGCAUCAAGCCGAACAACGACAUGGUCGCUCAUCAAUUUGAUGGCAAUAGUAUUCUGAGCCAGCUGCGUUGCUCGGGCAUGACGUCGGUGCUGGAACUGAUGGAACACGGUUAUCCUAGCCGAGUGCCUUUCCACGAGCUCUAUAAUAUGUACAAAUCUUAUCUUCCACCGGAACUCGCCAAACUGGAUCCCAGAUUCUUCUGUGAAGCGCUACUUCAUAGUUUGAAACUGAACCAGAAAGACUUCAAGUUCGGCAUUACUAGAGUCUUCUUCAAGCCGGGAAAGUUUGCGGAAUUCGACAGGAUUAUGAAAUCCGAUCCUGAGAAUUUACGCAAGCUGGUCGCUGACGUGAAAAAAUGGCUGCUUAAGUCGCGAUGGAAUAAAAUGCAGUUCUGUGCCCUGUCGGUGAUCAAACUGAAGAACAAGAUCAUCUAUCGACGACAGCAUCUGAUCGUUUUGCAGAAGACGGUGAGGAUGUAUUUUGAGAAGAAGAGGCAUCGGCCAAGGAUUCGCGGCAUGAUGAAGAUUAGGAAUCUGAAGAAGCAACUGAUACGAAUGGAGGAAACCGCGAGUCAGUUGAAAAAUCGUGAAAAGUCGUCGCGAGACAUGAAGAGGCUUGAGAACGAUUUCGAGAUGGCUAUGGAUAAAAUUAAACGCAACCCGAGGAUAACACCGACAGAGAUCGAUGGGCUUUACAUGUCGCUGGUGAAUCAGAUGAACAGACAAAUGGCUGAUUUACAAAAUAUGAUGAAACAAGAGAAAGUCGCCGAAGAACAGGCGAGACUUAAAAAGAUUCAACAGGAGCUUGAACUGGAGAAGAAGCGAAAAGAGGAAGAAGAACGUAAAAAGAGAGAGGAGGAAGAGCACAGGAAAAAGAAAUUCGAGAUGGAAGCUAGAAGAAAAAUCGAGGAGGAACAAAGGAGGAAGCAGGAAGAAGAAGAUCAAAAGACCGCGGUUGCGCUUCAGGCUCAACUGCAGAAGGAAGCUAUGGAGGAGACUCGGUAUCGGGAAUUGCUCGAGCAAGAAAGAAGAGACCACGAAUUGGCAGUCAGACUCGCUAAAGAAUCGAACGGACAAGUGGAGGAUUCUCCGCCACCUAUGCGAAGUGGCUCCGACGUGCGAGUACCGACAAACAACAACAGGCUGAUAAGAUCGGAACAGGUGCGCAAUCAUCAAGCAGCCAUGAGCAACAAGAAGUACGAUCUGUCCAAGUGGAAGUACUCCGAGCUACGAGAUGCGAUUAAUACGUCCUGCGACAUAGAGUUGCUGGAGGCUUGCCGUCACGAGUUUCAUCGUAGACUAAAAGUUUAUCACGCUUGGAAGGCGAGAAAUCGCAGGAGGACUACCAUGGACGAGAAUGAGAGAGCACCAAAAUCCAUCAUGGAAGAGGCUGCGAAAACACCGAGGACACCGCUGAAGCAGCAGAUAGUCGAAUCGUCGCAAAGAUACUUCAGAAUCCCGUUUGUUCGUUCCUCUGCGGCAGGUCAGCAGGAUAAUAUACACGGUGGUGGCAAAAGAGGAUGGUGGUACGCUCACUUCGACGGUCAAUACGUAGCGCGGCAGAUGGAGCUUCAUCCUGAUAAACCGCCGAUACUUCUCGUAGCAGGUAUUGACGACAUGCAGAUGUGCGAAUUGAGCCUGGAUGAGACCGGAUUGACGAGGAAACGCGGCGCCGAGAUCUUGGAGUACGAAUUUAAUCGCGAGUGGGAAAGGUACGGCGGUAAGCCGUACUUACCGCCGUGCGACCGCAAGAAGUGAAGAUCUCCCGUAGAAGAAUCGUCUGUUCGCGUCGUUGCCGUAUAAAUCAACGCGGGAAGUUCACGAUGGCGCUUACGUAUAUUAUAGUAUUUACAUUCGAUGCGAGAAAACGUAUCGGCGAUUCUGUGCCUUGCGAAGUGUGCCUUACGCAUUGUUCGGCACGGAUUACAAGUAUGUAAUUUAUAUAUUACGUCGUAGCUAUAUUAAUGCAAGAGUCUUUCCAUUGAUAUAAUCAGCGAAUAUCUGACAAACGAUCCUAUUCCGUGGAAUCUAGCUUUUACCAACGAUUACGAGUCGAUCCGUAUUCCGAGACACUUUCGGUGAAAUUGCAAUGACAAACGUUAUACGGAACGUACGUCGAGGAUCUGUAAUAAGAGAGAACGCGCCUAAGAUCAUGCGAUUUGUAUUAACUCCUCCGAUUUAUUUAAUUCGUUAGAGAUACUAGCGUCUUUAAACAUUUAUAGAUUUGUAGCCGUAAAUCGAAUAUGACAGAUAUAGCCGAGGUUCUUUGUAUUAAGCUUGAGCAUCGUUAGCAUGCACUUCUGAGUUACAUAGAGAUAAUUUCGUCAUUUAUAUGAUUCGUUUACGCAUUUAGCAGUGAUAACAUUUAGAUCUCGGCUGAUGCAUUGCGAUAGAUCGGCCCGAGUAACUAGUAAAGUUCGUAGAAAAAAAGACGCGAAGAAACAAUGUACGCCGCAACAGAAAAGCAUUUUGGAAAAUAAACGAAGUGAUGUAUGAUA
Odontomachus brunneus is the source of this 4647-nucleotide messenger RNA. RefSeq names its product myosin heavy chain 95F (gene jar). The record is from RefSeq and is a predicted model, not a curated record. Gene Ontology annotation, cellular component: cytoplasm; endocytic vesicle; myosin complex. The transcript has 18 exons. Gene Ontology annotation, molecular function: ATP binding; actin filament binding; microfilament motor activity. Gene Ontology annotation, biological process: vesicle transport along actin filament; endocytosis; actin filament organization. Lineage: Eukaryota; Metazoa; Arthropoda; Insecta; Hymenoptera; Formicidae. Bases 170 to 3907 code for a protein of 1245 amino acids.